Messenger RNA from Eubalaena glacialis (North Atlantic right whale), 4008 nucleotides. RefSeq names its product tudor domain containing 1 (gene TDRD1). NCBI's taxonomy places the organism in Eukaryota, Metazoa, Chordata, Mammalia, Artiodactyla, Balaenidae. The record is from RefSeq and is a predicted model, not a curated record. The transcript has 23 exons. Bases 19 to 3201 code for a protein of 1060 amino acids.
GUUAAAUUGCCGCUUAAUAUGAUGUCAAGAAAUAAUUUGGAGGCAUCUAGCUGUAAAAUGACAGAGCCAUUUAAUUUUGAGAAAAAUGAAACCAAGCUUCCACCGCAUGAGUCUUUAAGAAGUCCCGGAGGACAUCCUAACCAUCCUAAUUUCAGGUUGAAAAGCCCAGAGAAUGGAAAUAAAAACAAAAAUUUUUUGCUUUGUGAGCAAACCAAACAGUAUCUGGCUAGUCAGGAAGACAAUUCAGUAUCUUCAAACUCAAACGGUAUUAGUGGAGAAGUGGCUGGAUCCAAUGGAGACAGGAAGAUGCUGCCAGCAGGUAACUCUGUGUCACCAUUAAAUGUUGGAAAUAAUUCACCACCCAAAGAAGUAAAUAGUAAGACUAGCAAUAAUGUGUCUCCUGCAAAAUCAAAAAAAGUACACAAGUUGGUUGAGAGUUCCUUGUCCAUAAAUAAUCCAGCACUCUUCAGCUCAUUAGGACCGCCUCUUCGGUCGACAACUUGCCAUUGCUGCGGUCUGUUUGGGUCGCUGAGGUGCUCACAGUGUAAGCAGACGUACUACUGCUCUGCCGCGUGCCAGAGAAGGGACUGGGCAGCCCACAGCAUGGUGUGCAGACCCGUUCAGCAGAAUUUCCACAAACUUGAAGAUAAUAAAUCACCUUUUGAAACAAAGAACAUGGAAGUGAAAAAAGAGAGUGACUGUCCUCUUGGAGUUAUUAAAGAAAUAGCCAUUUGUGCUGAUAAAAUAAUGUUUUCUGAUUUGAGAAACCUACAACUCAGGAACACCAUGGAAAUAAAGGGUACAGUUACUGAAUUCAAACACCCAGGUGACUUUUAUGUGCAGUUACAUUCUUCAGAAGUUUUAGAAUACGUGAACCAACUCUCUGUGAGCUUAAAGGAAACAUAUGCAAAUAAGGCACAUGAAGAAGAUUAUAUUCCUGUAAAGGGGGAAGUUUGUGUUGCCAAGUACACUGUCGAUCAGACCUGGAACAGAGUAAUAAUACAAGACGUUGAUGUGCUGCAGAAGAAGGCACAAGUCUUAUAUAUUGAUUAUGGAAAUGAAGAAAUUAUUCCAGUAAACAGAAUUCACCAACUAAACAGAAAAAUUGACUUGUUUCCUCCUUGUGCCAUAAAAUGCUUUGUGGCCAAUGUUAUCCCAGCUGAGGGGAAUUGGAGCGAUGAUUGUAUCAAAACUAUUAAAUCACUGUUAAUGGAGCAGUACUGCUCUGUAAAGAUUGUGGACAUCUUAAAAGAGGAAGUGGUUUCCUUUGCUGUGGAUGUUAUGCUGACAAGUUCAGGAAAAUUCUUAGACCAUGUGCUCAUAGAAAUGGGAUAUGGCUUGAAACCCAAGGGACAAAAUUCUAAGAAGCAAAGUGCAGAUUCAAGUGAUCUUGAAGAUGUCAGGAAAAUCAUAGCUGAAAACAAAAUUGUUGUAGACAGAAGGGACCUAAUCCCCAAAGUGUUGACUUUGAAUGUAGGUGAUGAGUUUUGCGGUGUGGUCGCCCACAUUCAGACUCCAGAAGACUUCUUUUGUCAACAGCUACAAAGUGGGCAUAAGCUCGCUGAACUUCAGGCGUCACUUAGCGAGUACUGCAGUCAGGUGUCCCCACGCUCUGAUUUUUAUCCAACCAUUGGUGAUAUCUGCUGUGCGCAGUUCUCUGGAGUAAAGCCAUCAUCAGGAAUUUGGACUCCAGAAGCUCUUUGUCUGAUGAGAAAAAUUGUGCAGAACAAAAUGAUCACGGUGAUAGUGGUGGACAAGUUGGAAAACAGUUCCCUGGUGGAACUUAUGGAUAGGUCUGUGAUGCCCCACAUCAGUGUCACCAAAGCGCUCAUCGAUGCAGGCUUUGCCGUGGGGGACAAGGGGGUAGUGACAGAUAAGCCCAGUGACAUGAAAGAAGCCAGUGUUCCCUCGGGUGUAGAAGCAGAAAUCAGUCUGUUGGAGUGGACAUGGGUUGAACUUGCUGUUGAUCAGACAGUAGAUGUUGUGGUCUGUAUGAUGUAUAGUCCUGGAGAAUUUUACUGCCAUGUGCUUAAAGAGGAUGCUCUAAAGAAACUCAGUGACUUGAACAAAUUGGUAGCAGAAUAUUGCCAGCAGAAGUUGCCUAAUAAUUUUAAGGCAGAAGUAGGGCAACCUUGUUGUGCUUUUUUUAUAGAUAUACAGCCUAGAAACAAACACUGGACCAGAGAAGCCAUAGCAAGAUUUCAGACGUGUGUCACAGGGAUAAAACUCCAAGCCCGAGUGGUUGAAAUCACUGAAAAUGGAGUGGGAAUUGAACUCACCGAUCUUUCCACUUCUUAUCCCAGGAUAAUUACUGAUGUUCUGAUUGAGGAACAUCUGGUUUUAAAAGCUAGUUCACCAUGUAAAGACUUAGUGACAAACAGUCCUGUUAAUAAACAUGGUCUUCAGAUUGAUGCCCCAUGGCUUCAAGCCACCUUUUCAGCUGAGCAGUGGAGGACAAUAGAAUUGCCAGUUAAUAAAACUGUACAGGCAAACAUAUUAGAAAUCAUAAACCCAAACUUGUUUUAUGCUCUACCAAAUGAAAUGCCAGAAGAUCAGGAAAAACUGUGUGUAUUGACAGGCGAAUUGUUAGAAUAUUGCAGUGCUCAGAAAAGUCGAUUGGCCUAUAGACCAAAAAUUGGAGAUGCGUGCUGUGCCAGAUACACAGGUGAUGAUUUCUGGUACCGUGCCAUUGUUCUGGGGACAUCAGCUGCUGAUGUGAAAGUGCUCUAUGCAGACUAUGGAAACAUUGAAACUCUGCCUCUUUGCAGAGUGCAGCCAAUCUCUGCCAGCCACCUGGAGCUUCCUUUCCAAAUUAUUAAAUGUUCCCUUGAAGGACCAGUGGAAUUGAAUGGAAGCUGUUCUCAGUUAAUAAUAGAGCUACUGAAAAAUUUCAUGUUGCAUCAGAAUGUAAUGCUUUCUGUGAAAGGAUUUGUCAAGAAUGUCCACACAGUGUCAGUUGAGAAGUGUUCUGAGAAUGGUACUAUCAGUUUGGCUGAUAAGCUGGUGAUGUAUGGUCUGGCGAAAAAGAUCACAUCUAAAAAGCAAAGUGCUUUAAAUAAAGAAAAGGUGAACAGGAUGAAUUGCUGCUGCACAGAGCUACAGAAACAAGUUGAAAAACAUGAACAGAUUCUUCUCUUCCUCUUAAACAAUCCAACCAAUCAAAACAAAUUUAUUGAAAUGAAAAAAUGGUUAAAAAGUUAAAAACACUCUCUCUUGAAGAUCAACACUUAACGAGAAAGGAGAUAGCGAAGGCUGGACUUAGGAGAGAAAGUACAGCAUCUUGUGUCUUUGUUUCUUGGAAACUUUUUCUUUAAUGACAUUUUAUGCCUUAAUUUUGUUUGCUUACCACUCUUCUGUCUAGGUUGGGUAGUUUUAUUUUUUUCCCUCGAAGUUCUUCUCCCCAAAUAAGUCUUGCAUAAAAGAUUCAUACCAAGUGCGUGGGCAUAUGGGAAGGGAUACAUAGGGGCUGUCUAGUGUACAUAUAACUUUUUAUUACUUAAAGAUACUGAAGAAGGGGGGCUUCCCUGGUGGCACAGUGGUUGAGAGUCUGCCUGCCAAUGCAGGGGACACGGGUUCGAGCCCUGGUCUGGGAGGAUCCCACAUGCCGCGGAGCAACUGGGCCCGUGAGCCACAAUUACUGAGCCUGCGCGUCUGGAGCCUGUGCUCCACAACAAGAGAGGCCGCGAUAAUGAGAGGCCCGCGCACCGCGAUGAAGAGUGGCCCCCACUUGCUGCAACUAGAGAAAGCCCUCGCAGAGAAACGAAGAACCAACACAGCCAUAAAUAAAUAAAUUAAAAAAAAAAAAAAAAAAAAGAUACUGAAGAAAAUAUGGCUCUGGGUUAAUACUGGAUCAAUUUAGUUGAUAGACACAUGAGUUUUAUUCUUUGGAUUUUUCUGUAUGUUUGAUAUAAUUCAUAGUAAAAUAUGCCCUGCUCUCCCUGUCACAAUCUGCCUCUUGCACAUAAUAAAUGUUCUUUGGUUUGUUGUUGCUUGGGUCUCGGCCCUUCU